CAACCAGUUGCUUCCCUUCGACUAGCAGUGGACCGUUACAAAAACGCUCGAAAAGAGAAGAAAAUAUGUUUGGAUUGACUACUGCCGCCACAGCCGCUUCCGCCGCCGCCGCUGCUGCUAACUCUCUAUCCUCUCGCAUUCCCUACGCUCUACCUCAUCAAGUAAUCACCGGUUCGGCCGUCUCAAACGCCGCCACUGUUUGCUCUCAAUCGGCUUCGUUUGCGUGCGUUCAAGUCCACGCGAACUCCUUGCGGUCUAGCUUUACUGCAAUCAAAGCUAUGGCUGAUUCUCAAACCCUUUCAGUGCCAAAGAAUGAACCUCAAGCCCCUGUCUCUGGAAAGAAGCAAGCACUGAUAUCUUUAUCUGACAAAAAGGACCUGGCUUUUCUUGGUACCGGGCUUCAAGAUUUAGGGUACACAAUCGUUUCAACUGGGGGAACAGCAUCUGCUCUGGAAAGUGCUGGAGUGUCAGUAACUAAAGUGGAACAGCUUACCAGUUUCCCAGAAAUGCUUGAUGGCCGUGUAAAAACUUUACAUCCCAACAUCCAUGGUGGUAUUCUUGCUAGAAGGGACCAAAAGCAUCAUAUGGAAGCUCUUGAUAAACAUGGAAUUGGUACAUUUGAUGUAGUAGUGGUCAAUUUGUACCCCUUCUACGAUAAAGUUACCUCAACUAGAGGAAUCGGGUUUGAAGAUGGGAUUGAGAACAUUGAUAUCGGUGGCCCUACUAUGAUCAGAGCAGCUGCAAAGAAUCACAAAGACGUCUUGGUUGUUGUUGAUUCACAAGACUAUCCUGAACUUCUGGAAUUUCUCAAAGGAAAUCAGGACGAUCAACAGUUCCGAAGAAAACUUGCCUGGAAAGCUUUCCAACAUGUUGCUUCUUAUGAUUCUGCAGUUUCUGAGUGGCUAUGGAAACAGACUGCAGGAGAUAAACUUUCUCCCAGCCUGACAGUGCCUCUCCAGCUUAAGGAUUCUCUUCGUUAUGGUGAAAACCCUCAUCAAAGGGCUCAAGUUUAUUAUGACAAGAGUAUUUCAGAGUUUGAUGCUGGUGGUAUUGCAGCAGCUAUUCAACAUCAUGGAAAGGAGAUGUCAUAUAAUAAUUAUUUAGAUGCUGAUGCAGCUUGGAAUUGUGUGUGUGAGUUUGGAAAUCCCACAUGUGUAGUUGUGAAGCACACAAACCCAUGUGGUGUAGCUUCUUGUGCUGAUAUACUUGAAGCGUACAGGCUGGCCGUGAAAGCAGAUCCAGUGAGUGCGUUUGGCGGUAUAGUUGCAUUCAACAUAGAAGUUGAUGAGGAUCUUGCCAAGGAAAUCAGAGAGUUCAGAAGCCCAACAGAUGGUGAAACCCGGAUGUUUUACGAGAUUGUGGUUGCUCCCAAGUAUACAAAAAAGGGGCUUGAGAUCCUCCGUGGCAAAUCAAAGACACUGAGGAUUCUUGAGGCAAAAAAGAACGAGAAAGGAAAGCUUUCACUAAGACAAAUUGGGGGUGGGUGGUUAGCUCAAGAUUCAGAUGACUUAACCCCUCAAGAUAUCCAAUUCAAUGUUGUGUCUGAGAAGACCCCACAAACUAGUGAACUUGAUGAUGCAAAAUUUGCAUGGCUUUGUGUCAAGCAUGUCAAGAGCAAUGCCAUUGUUAUAGCCAAGAAUAACUGUAUGUUAGGUAUGGGAAGUGGGCAGCCAAACCGUCUGGAGAGCUUGAGAAUAGCUUUAAGGAAAGCAGGAGAAGAGGUCAAAGGGGCUGCUUUGGCUAGCGAUGCUUUCUUUCCAUUUGCUUGGAAUGAUGCUGUUGAAGAGGCAUGUGAGGCUGGGGUUGGUGCUAUUGCAGAGCCUGGUGGGAGUAUUAGGGAUAAAGAUGCCAUAGACUGCUGCAACAAGUAUGGGGUUUCAUUGCUUUUUACCAACGUCAGGCAUUUCAGGCACUGACAAAUUUACCAUAAGUAUUCAAGUUCGAGUUCGAAUUAUUUGGUUCCUCCUUGUGCUCCGAGCCGAGGAACAGAGUCUCAAAAGUUUUGGCAUAUCACCCUGUAGUUUAUCAAGAACAUGUGUGAACAUGUCAUCAUGUUCUGUAAUUUAUGUUAAUGAAUAAUUGUAAGGAUUUUGGGCCUUUUUUUUUU
Molecule: messenger RNA, 2107 nt
Organism: Jatropha curcas
Lineage: Eukaryota; Viridiplantae; Streptophyta; Magnoliopsida; Malpighiales; Euphorbiaceae
Product: AICARFT/IMPCHase bienzyme family protein
Biological process (GO): 'de novo' IMP biosynthetic process
Cellular component (GO): cytosol
Molecular function (GO): phosphoribosylaminoimidazolecarboxamide formyltransferase activity; IMP cyclohydrolase activity
Source: RefSeq, a predicted model, not a curated record